Malania oleifera is the source of this 444-nucleotide messenger RNA. RefSeq lists its product as uncharacterized. The transcript is spliced from 2 exons. NCBI's taxonomy places the organism in Eukaryota, Viridiplantae, Streptophyta, Magnoliopsida, Santalales, Ximeniaceae. The record is from RefSeq and is a predicted model, not a curated record. Bases 1 to 444 code for a protein of 147 amino acids.
AUGGAGAAAAUAUUAGUAGUGUUAUCUUGCACUGAGGCACAGAAGGUUCUCCUCGCUACCUUUAAGCUAAUAAAGGAGGCCGAGCGUUGGUGGGUUGCAAAGGCAGAGGAAUUCUUCCACCUGACUCAGAGGCAACUUACUGUGCAGCAGUACGCUGCGAAGUUCAUGGAGCUCUCCCGUUUUGCACCUUUUAUGGUUCCAGAUGAAUUCCAGAAGGCAAGGUGGUUUGAGAGGGGAUUGAAACCAAGAAUUCACGAACAAGUGACAGUCCUGAAGGUACAAAAUUUUUCAGAGCUGGUGGAUAGAGCCACCGUGGUAGAAUUGAGUCUGCAAAGGAGUGCAGAGAUGACAGAGCAGAGGAAGAGGCCUUUGCCUCCUAGUUUUUCUGAUAAUGCUAGACAGGGCUCGUGGAAGAGACAGAUAUGUUGGGGGACAGAGAUUUGA